AUGUUAGUUCACGAACUAACACAAUCUCUUGACCAAGACAUCCGUGGUUCUAAUGUCAUCAUCAAAUUAGACAUGGAAAAGGCUUUUGAUAGGAUCGAGUGGAAUUUCCUUACCGAAGUACUUCGACGCUUCGGAUUCACCGACGAGUUCAUUGACCUAGUUGAUGCAUGCAUUAGGGAGAACCAUUUCUCCCUAUUGGUGAACAGCACUUCCACACCUUUCUUCACAACCACGAGAGGGUUACAACAGGGGGAUCCCUUAUCACCCACUCUCUUCAUAUUAGUUGAAGAAGCCCUUAGUCGAACCCUCUCCCGAGCGGUGACACGUGGGCUUAUUCAACCAUACCAUUCGAAGAGGGGUUGCCCGAUCAUAUCGCAUUCUUUGUUUGCGGAUGAUGCGAUACUUUUCCUUAAUGGGUGUGAAACAUCCAUCAAGGGACUCAUGACUAUCAUCUCCAGCUACGAGCGGGCCGCAGGUCAACUCGUCAAUGCCUCGAAGAGUAGCUUUAUAGUUGCAUCUUCUGCCACCAUUAGCACCAUAUGA
Messenger RNA from Spirodela intermedia, 543 nucleotides. The record is from the annotation of a GenBank genome assembly. NCBI's taxonomy places the organism in Eukaryota, Viridiplantae, Streptophyta, Magnoliopsida, Alismatales, Araceae.